Messenger RNA from Alternaria atra, 945 nucleotides. RefSeq lists its product as uncharacterized. Bases 1 to 945 code for a protein of 314 amino acids. The record is from RefSeq and is a predicted model, not a curated record. The transcript has a single exon. Gene Ontology annotation, molecular function: alpha-1,6-mannosyltransferase activity. Gene Ontology annotation, biological process: protein N-linked glycosylation. NCBI's taxonomy places the organism in Eukaryota, Fungi, Ascomycota, Dothideomycetes, Pleosporales, Pleosporaceae. Gene Ontology annotation, cellular component: mannan polymerase complex.
AUGUUGGCGCGGCUGCAUUUCAGGUUUCUCAGCUAUCACUCACUCAUUGCCUUAUUUGUCAUCUUCUUCAUUUACCAGAUUUGCACCUUCCGCUCCGUCCAAGACAGCAUCGCGGGACGCAUUCAAGGAAUUAUCCCAACACCAAAGUAUGACGGGAUACCAAAGAUCAUAUGGUACAAACUGGGUCCUCGUGGUCUCUCAGAUGAAGCGCGGAAUUGGACCGAUAGUUGUAUCAAGCCCAACGCAGGAUACAAAGCACACUUCAUGACCGACGAAAGCAGCGACGAGUAUGUUCGCAAAGCAUUCGCGUUCCGGCCCGAUAUUGUCGACAACUUCCUGGCGCUACCAGUUCCUAUAUGGAAGGCCGAUCUCCUUCGCUACCUAUUACUCUGGGAUCAAGGUGGCAUCUGGUUCGAUCUCGACGUUUCUUGUGAGGAUAUACCCAUUGACGAUUGGAUCCCAGCCGAGUACAAAGGAAACACGAGUCUUGUCGUGGGCUGGGAGUUUGACCAUGGUUGGCCGGGUAAUUACCUACACCAGAUGGAAAUAUGGGCCAUGAUGGCAAAGCCUAGGUCACCACAUCUGAUGCAGUGUAUCAAUGACAUCUUGCAAGAGCUGGGUGACAAGAUUGCUGAACACGGUAUAGCCGUUGAAAACACCACGAUGGAUAUUAUGGGAGACACAGUCGAGUUUACGGGCCCAAGGCGUCUGACGAGUGCGGUCUACAAGAGUCUGGGAGGCAUGUUGAAUCGCAAUCUGGUGGGAAGUGACACGGAGGAGCUUCUGCAGCCCAAGCUAGUCGGAGAUGUGCUGUUCAUGCCAGGUCGCUCUUUUGCGCCCAUGACGAACAUGUAUAGCCUGGAGGAAGAAGCAAUACUAUCUCCACAGCUAGUAACACAUCACUACGCUGGAACGUGGAAGAACAGCCACGGUGGCGAAGGUUGA